CCAAAAUUCAGGUUUGUUUAUGAGCUAGAGACUUGUGAUUCGCGGACAGACAGACGAACGGACGCACAGACAGACGGACAGCAGAAUGACAUUAAUGGGGCUCCACUUUUACCCUUAGGGUACGGAACCCUAAUGAAACGGGCCGAAUUGAGAACCUCCUCCUUUUUGGAAGUCGGUUUCAAAGAUUAUAUUUUAUUUUUACUUUUCAUAUUACUGACACUGACAUCAAGUUUUUCUGUUUGUUUGCGUCUUUGUAUGUUAUCGAUCUCGUUCUCGAACAGGAAGAUUUCACAUCAAAUACAAGUCUUAACAAUACAAAAGUGUUUCGGGAGUGUGUGCCGUAACUAGCGUACCUCCCCGAGCGUAUCUACCGUAGCGUACCUCCCCGAGCGUAUCUACCGUAGCGUACCCGAGCUGAGGAUGGACAUCGUGUACACGUACACCAAGAAGCGCAGCUCGUUCGGCCGCCAGCCGCUGUUCUGCGAGCAGGGCCCCGAGCUGUGCGACAGCCUCGCCGCCGCGCCGCCGCUGCAGCGCGACUACGUGCUGCGCAACCCCGUGCACCAGCCCGCGCAGCACGCGCCGCGCUACUCCGAGCACGUCGUCAACACCGUCAGAGCCGAGUACACGACGACCGGAGCGAAUCACGCGGAAGGAGGCUGGCCGAAGGACGUCAACGUCCUCGACCCCGAGGCCACUCAGCGCUAUCGGAGGAAGGUCGAGAAGGACGACCCUUACGUUCACUGCGUCAUGUCGCUGUCGUCGCGGAUGGAGCACUACAUCAUGCAGAACAACGCGAUCGACAUGUACCGCGCGUACUACGCCGAGAUGUGCGCCGCGCCGCCCGUGGAGCGCGGCGCGUGUCGCACCGUCAACGUGUACCGCGACGCGGCGCCGCGCGCCCGCGCCGUGCGCGCGCUCAGCUGGCAGCCCGACGGCGGCGCGCGCUUCGCCGUCGCGUAUGCCGCCGUGGACUUCCAUCUGGCGCCGCGCGCGCCGCUCAACGCGUGCGUGUGGGACGUGGAGCGCGCCGCCGCGCCCGCCGCCACGCUGCUGCCGCCCGCGCCGCUGCUCGCGCUGCAGUUCAACCCGCGCGACGGCGACGUGCUGGCGGGCGGGCUGGCCAGCGGACAGGUGGGCGUGUGGGACUGGCGGCGCGGCGGUGCGCCCGUGGUGCUGUGCGCGCCGCACGUGGCGCACCGCGGGCCGGUGCGCAGCGUGCUGUUCGUCAACUCCAAGUCCGGCCGGGAGUUCUUCUCGGGGGCGUCCGACGGCGUGUGCAAGUGGUGGGACAUGCGCGACAUGGGCGCGCCUACCGACGAGAUGAUCAUGGACGUGGUCGAGUCAUCGUCCGACGCGCAGAGCGCGGCCCGCGCCCACGGCGUCAGCGUCAUGGAGUACGAGCCCACGAUCCCGACGCGCUUCAUGGUCGGCACCGAGGACGGCCUCGUCAUCGGCGGCAACCGCAAGGGCAAGACGCCCGCGGAGAAGUUGCCGUUAAAGUUGGACGCACACCUGGGGCCCGUGUGGUCGCUGGAGCGCAACCCUGGCUUCCUGAAGAACUUCCUGACGGUGGGCGACUGGACCGUGCGCGUGUUCAGCGAGGAGUGCCGCGAGUCCGCCGUGCUGUGGUCGCCGCCGCUGCGCCACCGCGUCACCGCCGCCGCCUGGAGCCCCACGAGGCUGUCGCUGCUGCUGGCGCUGCAGGACGACGGGCGGCUGGCGGCGUGGGACCUGCUGCGGCGCCAGCACGCGCCCGCGCUCGCCGUGCGCGUGUGCCCCGAGCCGCUGCUGCGCGUGCAGUUCCACGAGGGGGGCGCGCUGGCGGCGUGCGGCAGCGGCGCCGGCCACGUGUACCUGGUGGAGCUGGCGCCGAGCCUGGCGCGCUCCGACAAGAACGACAAGGCGCUGCUCACCGCGGUGCUGGAGCGCGAGAGCAAGCGGGAGCGCAUCCUAGAGACGCGGCUGCGCGAGAUCCGGCUGCGGCAGAAGCAGGCGGAGGAGGGCAGCCUGGCGGCGUCGGCGUCGUCCGUGGAGCGCACGGCCGGCGACCGCGACCUCGCGGACGCGGGCGCCGAGUACGCAGCGCUGGUCAAAAAGGAGCUCGCCACCAUGUAGCCGCCGCGCCGCACUUCAAUCAAUUUUAACAUCAAA
This is a messenger RNA of Maniola jurtina (meadow brown), 2154 nucleotides long. RefSeq names its product dynein axonemal intermediate chain 2-like. Gene Ontology annotation, biological process: cilium movement; outer dynein arm assembly. The record is from RefSeq and is a predicted model, not a curated record. Gene Ontology annotation, cellular component: outer dynein arm. NCBI's taxonomy places the organism in Eukaryota, Metazoa, Arthropoda, Insecta, Lepidoptera, Nymphalidae. The transcript is spliced from 7 exons. Gene Ontology annotation, molecular function: dynein heavy chain binding; dynein light chain binding. Bases 421 to 2118 code for a protein of 565 amino acids.